AUGUGUGAGCAGGCAGCGCGCUACUGCAGGGAGAGCGUCCACAAGAUCCUCCACAAACAGCAGCCGCAGAUCAGGGGGCUGGACGGGCUGCUCCGCUGGAUAGUCACCAAGAUGAGCGACAAGAGCAUCCUCUCGGACAGGGAGCUCCUGCAGGAGGGGCAGGCGGCCGCCGGCCAGGAAUUCUUCCCCCCGGGGCAGCGGAAAGGCACCUCCGUGAUCCUGGAUAUUUUCAGACGCGCUGACAAAAAUGAUGAUGGGAAGUUGUCCUUGGAGGAGUUCCAGGCUUUUUUUUCAGAUGGGACUCUUAAUGAAGAAGAACUUGAACAGCUCUUUCAUACUAUUGACUCAGACAACACCAGCAAUGUGGAUACAAAGGAGCUGUGUGAUUAUUUUGCUGAUCAUAUGGGAGACUAUGAAGAUGUUUUGGCUUCCCUGGAGACCCUUAACCUCUCCAUUCUGAAAGCCAUGGACUACACCAAGCGGGUGUACGAAAGAGGGACCAACGUGGACCAGUUUGUGACCCGUUUCCUAUUGAAGGAGACUGCCAACCAGAUCCAGUCUCUGCUGAGCUCUGUGGAGAGUGCUGUUGAUGCCAUUGAUGAGCAAACCAAUCAGAUCAGACACUACCACAGUAAAUCUGGCCAUGGUGUAAUGGAUACCUGGUAUGACAACCCUGUGCCUAGUUAUUCCCCCAAUAACAGAAUCAUGGCCAAGGAGCACAGGAAAAGCUUCCAGACUGGUUCCUCAGAAACCAAGGAAGAAGGGCUGGAAGCUCAGAUUAACAGAUUAGCUGAGCUGAUUGGAAGAUUGGAAAAUAAGACUCUCUGGUUUGACCUGCACCAGAGACUGUCAGACAGCGAAAGCACAGCUUGCACAUAUCUCUUUUUGGUACGGAAUGAGAUGACGGUUUCCCAGAAGCACCUGGGGGAAUUCUGUAGCUCCCUUAAGCAGUACCUGAAGAAUGUGGCAGGACAGAGAGACUGUUUCCAUGUAACUGCAGUGAGGCUCCCGGACGGAGUCACUUUCAUCGUCUAUGAGUUCUGGGAGUCUGAGGAGGACUGGAAGAGCCACCUGCAGAGUGCUCCCUGUAAAGGGUUCCAGCAUGUUAAAGUGGACACACUGACUCAGCCUGAAGCAGUUUCCAGUGUAUCUGUGCCAGCUGCCUGGUGCACUCUGAACCGAGAUUGA
Emys orbicularis (European pond turtle) is the source of this 1188-nucleotide messenger RNA. It is a transcript of the gene NECAB2, whose product is annotated as N-terminal EF-hand calcium binding protein 2. Gene Ontology annotation, molecular function: calcium ion binding. Gene Ontology annotation, biological process: regulation of amyloid precursor protein biosynthetic process. Gene Ontology annotation, cellular component: cytoplasm. The transcript has 13 exons. Lineage: Eukaryota; Metazoa; Chordata; Testudines; Emydidae. Bases 1 to 1188 code for a protein of 395 amino acids. The record is from RefSeq and is a predicted model, not a curated record.